CAAAUAAUUUCAACUCUCGAUCAGUGGGUGAUAUUUAUUUAUCAAGUGAAACGUUUUUUUUUUUACUUCUGUACAAGUGGAACGAAUGUGCUCGGGCGUUGGAUAAAACACCAUCUGCCUGAAUGAAAUUUAUUCGUUAUCUUAAGACACUGCGAUUAAAGUGGAGUGGACGGAACGAGUGGAACUGUAGCAGUACGCGAGAAUAAAAUAAUAAUUCAAAAGAAUAUCAUCUGGGAAGGGAAUAAGUGUUAAAGGAUGACGUCGACAAAGGCGAAGGAAAUAGCGGAUGAUUAUUUUUCGUCCCUGAAGGACCUCACCAUCAACUCCAAGCCCCUCAUCAACAUGCUCACAAUGCUCGCUGAGGACAACGUUGAACACGCCGAGGCUAUCGUCGAAGCUGUUGAGAAUCACUUACAAAAGGUGGAAAGCAAGUUCAAGCUACCGGUCCUCUAUCUCAUCGACUCAAUCGUCAAGAACGUUAAUGGAGCGUAUUUAAACCUGUUCACGCAAAACAUUGUCAAUACGUUUUGUGGUGUCUUCGAGAAGGUGGAUGAGGUUACCAGAGCCAGCAUGUGGAAACUACGACAGACGUGGAGUAAUGUUUUUCCUGCAACUAAAUUGUAUUCUCUCGAUAUACGAGUACAGAGCAUCGACCCAGCGUGGCCCAUCACGGCAUCACCACCCACGAUAUCAUCGGGUUCGAUACAUCUGAAUCCAAGAUUUUUGUCCAUGUCGCAGGUGUCGUCGACUCAACCUCCAGCAGUAGCAAUGCCAUUGGCAACUCCUCCAACCGAUCUGGCACCGAUUCAUAUAAAUUCAAAACGCGAAGAGCUACUGAAUCAGCAGAAAAAAUUACUAGAACUUCAAAAGCAAAAAGUUGAAUUAGAAUUGCUGCAGGCAAAGUUGAAUCUUGAGGAGCAGCAGAAGCAGUUGGAAGAGCAAGAUCCAGCAGUGAAAUCUGGAAUGGUAACUGUUCCCCAUCCAACUCAUCAGUCUCAUCAAAAUUCAACAACUGUAAACACAACUAAAGAGAUUGGUCCUGACCAGCAGAUACUCCCAUCACUAGUCAUUCCAACGAGUGAGGAGAAUCAGGGAAAGCCAGUGGCACCAGUGAUGCCUAGUCAAGUGGUUAAACAAGUCUCUAAGCAGGUCAGCAGAGAUAAAAAACUAAAAGACGAAUUUCCAGCAGCAGCUGCAUCUCUCCUGAAAAAUGCUGGCACAACAAAUGGUCCUCGUAUUGCUCCAGCGAGCAGUCUGAUGGUUGCUUCAGCACGUCAAGCAUCUCGUGAUCCUCGACUGAAAGCCAUAACUCAACAGCCCCUAACAGACAUCCACCAAGUAACCUCAACAUCGUCAAUAUCCACUGUACUUUGUGAUAAAUUAAAGCAGCAGUUGAAAAUGCAAUUGGCUAGCAAAAUCAAGCCAACAAUGAAUAAUCCAUUGAUCGCCGAAGGAUCGUUAAAAAAUAGUAUUAACGAUAAUCCAAUCAACAAUAAUAAACCAUUAAAUUCGUGCAAAGAUGGUCUCUCAAAUCGUUCAAAUCUAAAGAAAGAACGAACCUCUAGCAAUAGUAACAAUAGUUUAUCCACAAAUAAUGCAAAAUCAAUGAAUCAAGUUGGUAUAUCGACUAAUUCAUCAUUAUCAGCUAAUAUAUUAUCAUCCGUAUCGUCGAAUACGAGUGUUAAUCGGGCGCAUAGUGAUACUAGAGUUAAAGACAAUAAGCGAGAUACAUCAUCAUCGAGAUGUGACAAAGCAACGACAUCCUCCAAAUCAGCCCAUAGAAAGUUAGGUAAUAAAUCGCGAUUAAAGCAGUCGUCAUCCUCACCAACAAAAUUAAUAAAAUUAGAUCGUGAGACGAGUCCAGAUAGAUCAAAAUCACGUGAUAAGGAGAGCUCGGAUAGUUCACCAACGUCUUUGCGUACCUCACCACAGUCCUCAUCCCCAUUAUCAAAAAAUCGUAAGAAAUUAAGCAGUAAAGGGAGAAAACGUAGUCCAAGUCCUUAUCGCAUUCCAAGGCGUAAUUUAAGUGCUAAGGAGGUAUCAACGUCAAUCGGUAGUACAGGUGGUCUUACUGAGGAGGAACAGUCUGGUUCCCUCAUUGUAUCACCUCCUCAUCCACCAGCUUUCAAAGAUAUCGGACAGAAUACGAGACAGAGAAAUUAUAUUAGGAGGAAUAAAGAGGGUCAGGGCUCCAGUCCUGAACAGUCCGGGCUGGUUGACGAGGGGGAGAGUCUCAUUGAGUCGGCUAAUAAGGAUGAAGAUCUUAGGGCUGCUCUACCACCGCCCAGUGUUGCUGCUGCUAUUUGUCAAAAAAAAGAAGACUUGGAUCUGCGAGUCCUGCCACCACCAGUGAAUAAAAGACAAAGUGCUGAACAUAUUGAUGGAGGGGCAACAAAGAGAACAAAAACGGAGAAGUUUGAUGCACUAUUCGGCCACGAGGAUGUUGACCUGCGUACCCUGACGAACCCGAAGGCAGGUAGACCACCAACACCACCACCACCUGUGAUCUCCGGUGAGGACAAUAAAGCAAGCUGGGCCAAACUAAAAUCACCCUCGAAGAACGAUCGCGAGAAGCAAAUCGGUUUCGACGAGAAGCGUGACAGAGAUCGUAACAAAGAUCGUCUAGGUCGUCCCCGUCUGUACAAACUCUCAGACGACACCAAAGAUCGUCGCCGGGGUUUCUCCAGCGACGAGGACUCCCGUCCCCGCAGAAACAAGGAUACCGACAAAUCAGAUCGUGGAGACAGAAACAUCGAGAUCAUCAUGAAACAGGCAGAGGAGCAGUGGCGGGAGGGUUCAAUAUCUAAAACUGAAUAUCACAAAUUAAUUCAAGAGAUCUGGCAGAUGAAUGAGGAUCAGAAGCUGCGAGCAGCUCAGAGGAAGGAGAAAGAGAUAGGCUCUCUGGUGUGGGAGAAGGGCAUUGAAAUCGGUGGCUACAGUCCGAAGGACGGUGACAUGGGACACAGAAAGGAUCACCACAAUCGGAAUGGACCACGUUGGAAUCAGCCCUGGCAGCCAGGACCCUGGGCACAUCCUCCCUUCGGUCCAACUGCUCACUUCAAUCCUGAAUUUAGGCCAGUGGGCCCCUGGCAGAAUCCCAGAUUCCCUCCAAUGCGUCCAGACUUCAAUCAGUUCCACAGUGGCUUCAACUCCAAUCUCGGACCACGAAUGGGUGGAAUCAUGGGCCCAAUGGGUCCUAAUGCUCCUAUGAUGCCUGGUCUUCUGGCGAAUGGUCCGAUAGGCCCUGUUGGUAUUAAUCCACUCAAUAUCAAUGGCCCUGGUGGUCUUCUAAUUAAUGGACCAUCUCGAGGGAAUCUCCUCGGACAUCUUCCCAAUGCUGUCAACUCUGUCAAUACCUCUGUGCAGCCAUCCUCACCUCCGCAAUUCGAUGAGAAGAGCUCCUCUGAGGAGAACCGACACAGCAGGGAACUACCGUCACCUGAUCCCAAACUCCUGGAGGAAAUUUCCAGUGACAGCAUGAAAUCCAUCAACAUCGACAACAUGCCCAGGGAGAUCAGGUAUUAUGGGUCCAUUGGUGUUGUCUUCAUGUCCUGGGAUGAUCCCAGAGAAAUUGGUUUCCAGGAUGGUACACGUAGAAUUCUCAUCGAUGAUAAGGAUACGAUAACCUGUGCGUUUAAUGAGCCGUAUAAGGAAUUUUUAUAUGAGAAUGAUGUCCAUAAAAUUCGACUAGGUGCUCCCACUCGUGAAUUGUACAUCGAUGACAGGUGGUACGAAUGUUACUUCGGUGGGCCUCCAAUUACAGUUGACCUCGGCUCCAAGAAGGUCAGCAUAAAGUUGGAGGGACCACCGCCCCAGGUGAAGAUUGGCUCGGUUAAGAGAACGGAUCUUGUGAUAGCUAAAAUCAAUCUCAUCAUCAAUGCCAGGACAAUGGUGCCAGUUUUUCUUGAUUCCAAGCCCCAGGUAUUCGAGCUCGAUGGUCAUACCCAUACGUUGGAAUUCACGGACUCGUUGAAGACUGUUCUCCUGAAUGGAAGGCCAUUUGCUGUGGAGUUUGGGGGAUUGCCCAAGCCAAUUAUGAUCAGAGAUAAGAAGCAUUUCAUCAGGUUCUCGGUUUUGCCUAGAGGUAUUCGCGCCGGUGGAAUUAAGAUCGCUGGGAUGAAGGGAGAGAGCCCUGAGGAGGGGAGUAAUGAUGUUCCAGUGGUUCGGGAAAAAUCUGAGACCGCUGGUGGAAGUGCCAACACUGGGACAUCAGGGAUUGAGCACGACUCAGCCUCUCAGGAUGCUUCUGAUCUCCAGACUGGCUGCAAAUCUGAUUUACAACUGGAUAUGCUGUCCUCAGCGUUGUCCACUGCCAUGGCACCAGCCUCUGGAAUGUCCUACGAGGCCGAACCCACCGAUAAAAAGACUCCAGCUGCUCCAGUACUGCCCUUGAACUUGAAUCUCAAUGAGUUGUUCCAGAGAUUAGUGGACACUGGAAUUGUCCCGAAGAUUACUGGGGCUGCUGCGGAAGUUAAGAAGGAGUCGGAGGUGAAGAAGGAGCCUGAGGCACCUCUCAUAUUAUUCGAGAAGCCAGAGACACUCAAACUCCCACCGAAUUUCAGUGGAUUGUACAGUGGAAUGCAGUGUGGAUCGUGCAGUCUAAGAUUUGGACCUGACAGACCCAUGAAGUACAGUGCUCAUUUGGAUUGGCACUUCAGGCAGAACAGGAGGGAGAAGGACUCCGCCAGGAAGGCGCACUCUAGGAUGUGGUACUAUGAUACCAGUGACUGGACACAAUUCGAGACUUGUGAAGAAUCUGAUGAUAGGGCUCGAAGCUGGUUUGAAAUGGAGAAGCAAAAUGCUGAGACUGAGGGAGCAAAUGCCGAAGACACCCUCCAGGAAACGGUCUUACCUAGUGUACCAACAGGAAGUGACGAGGAUGGACAGUGCCAAGUAUGCCAUGAUGCUUUUGAACAAUUUUACAAUGAGGAGAAGGAGGAGUGGCACUUGAGACCAGCUGUUAUCUUCGAGGAGAAAAAUUAUCAUCCCCUAUGCCUAGAGGAUCACAAGCGUGCCUUGGAGAAGUCCGCAAUGUCCGUCGACGAGCCUGCAACAGACGCAGAGGAUGACAAAAAAGAGGAAAUUAACGAGUCGAUGGACACAUCCACUGAUGAUGCGAAAGAUCCAGAAUUGGAAUCAAAAGAAGAAUCCAUUGCAGAAGAACCGACAGACGAGAGUAUGAAUCCUCCGGAGGAAUCAGUGGAACCCCCUGGCGAACCAGAGGUACAGAAUGAAGAGGAAAUUUCUGAAAACACUGAGGAAGAGGUAAAACCAAUGGAUGAGGAAAACACAGAAAGCCUCGAGCCACCAGUAGAGACUGUGGACGAGGUUGAGGUGAAAAUAACAGAAGAGGUGGAAGAGAAAGUCACUGAGAAUUUUGAUCUUGUGAAGAUCAAGGAGGAACCAAUCGAUAGUAUGGAGACUGAGGAACAGGUCUUCGACUUCAGCAAUGUUCAUGUAAAAGCUGAACCGGAAGAUCCUGAACCUGAACCCAUAGUACCUGAAACAGGAGCACCAGUGGACACAACACUGGCAGCAAUGACAAGUUCAAUAGACGGUAACGUUGAGCUGGAAUCAACAGGUUCUACUAUUCCCGCUCCACAAUCGAAGAUCAAAAUAAAUAUAACCAAGACUCUAAUAACGACAAAUAAAGAGCCUGAAGAGCCUAAAGAGAAGCCACAGUCGUCUGACAUAGUCACCGAGGAGAAUCCCCAGCUCCUCGUACCAGCCUCGAUUAAGCCAUCACUACAAGGUAGGAAAUUAUCGGUUUUGCCACCUGUGCAAAAGGGCCACGAGUUGUCAGGACUCUGUUCCAUUAUGUGAAUUUAUAAACUGCCGGUUAAGCAUGAAUUAAUCCACGAGAGAUAAGAAAAUUAUUGACUUGGGCCCAUUAAUCGAUUUAAACGAGAAAAUACGAAUUUGAAAAAUAUUAUCAUUUCGAACUCGCAAUAUUCGAUAGUUGAGUUUUGAGACAUCACAAUUUGUUAAACUAGUACGGCAUGAUUUUUCAGUGCCUUUUCACGUUUAGUCUACGCAUUUAAUUUUUUUUUCUGUUUUUAGUCCGCGGGCUGAAUUUUCAGUUUUAAUUUUUUUCUCGGUUGUUAUAGAGGAGAGUAGUUUCAUCAAGUCGUACAAGUUUGCACCACAUUCUUUAUGAUGAUUAGAUGGUGAAUGAUUGAGGGAGUAAUUGUCAGUGUGGAUGCGCGUGAAUGAUGUGAAAUUCAUUGAGAGCGUGGAAAAAUCGAUAGAGAUGUGUAUAAAGUAUCAAUAGUGAGUAUUUGUUAACUUGUAAGUAAUUUGAAUUGUAAUGAGCAAGAGAUGAAUGGAAAAUCAUUCCUCAGUAGCAUUGGGUGCAAUUGUGGGAGAGCAAUGGCACAAGACUAAAGAAAUACUGAUAUUUCAUACGGUUUAUACUUUGUAAUGUGGCAUAAAAAAUAGACACAUGGUAUUUUUAUUUAAUGAUUAUUAUGAAAGGGUAAAAUUAUCCUUCUAUUUGUCGAGGGAUGAACUUGACGUGUGAGGAGGAUUUACUGCGAUGGGUGGAAUUGAGUGAGUGAAGUGAAAAUUGAUAUUAUUUCAAUUUUGAUUCGUCGAGGAUGUACAAAGCGUGUGAUAUACGAAUUAUUUUUGUUGUGUACAUAUUUAAAAGGCUAAGUAGGGAUGCAAACCACUACUGCUGAUACAAAAAAGAGAGUGGAGAUGUUCUUUUUUUUAAUGAAAUUUUCGUAACGAAAAUUGAAUGAUAAUAGAGACCAAUAUUUUGUUGUAUAAAAAAGAAAUGAAAAAAACCAAUUUAUUGAUUA
This is a messenger RNA of Fopius arisanus, 6803 nucleotides long. RefSeq lists its product as uncharacterized. Gene Ontology annotation, cellular component: cytoplasm; mRNA cleavage factor complex. Bases 256 to 5823 code for a protein of 1855 amino acids. The transcript has 11 exons. NCBI's taxonomy places the organism in Eukaryota, Metazoa, Arthropoda, Insecta, Hymenoptera, Braconidae. Gene Ontology annotation, biological process: termination of RNA polymerase II transcription. The record is from RefSeq and is a predicted model, not a curated record. Gene Ontology annotation, molecular function: mRNA binding; RNA polymerase II complex binding.